AUGGGUGAUUUAAGCGAUAAAGAAUUGACACUAUGUAAGGAUGUGUUCUCGCUUUACGACACAACGGGAUCCGACAAGAUUGCGCUAAGUUCAAUGGGUGAAGCAUUACGAGCGAUGAGAACGAACCCGACAGAGGCUGAUAUUCAAAAGAUAACGAAAGACUUCAAGACGAACGAGAUAAGUUUUGACCAGUUUCUACCGGUUUACAGUUCAUUGAAACAACAUCAAGACCAACUUGGACACAAAGGAACUCCUGAAGGAAUCAUCGAAUGCUUUCGCCACUUCGAUCGUGAUUUGAAUGGUGUGGUUUCCUCAGGCGAACUCAGGAAUCUUUUGACAACGCUUGGAGAGAAACUAAGUGACGAGGAAUUCGAUAGUCUAACAUCGGGUUAUAUCAAUAACAAAGGCGAAGUUUCUUACGAAGAUUUUGUUCGUGGCGUAAUGGAAAUGUAG
Molecule: messenger RNA, 453 nt
Organism: Paramuricea clavata
Lineage: Eukaryota; Metazoa; Cnidaria; Anthozoa; Malacalcyonacea; Plexauridae
Source: the annotation of a GenBank genome assembly